AUGGAUUAGGCACCCAAGAAGAGUGAAAAUAAAAAAGUAACGAUCAAUUUUUAAUUUAGGAUAAAAUAAGAAUUUCUUAUGGAAUAAUGGGAAUCCAGGGAUUUCUAACUGGAAUAGAAGAGUUUGGAGGAGAAAAUCAGAAAAUUUGGCAAAUUAAUUAUUAUUUAUAAAGUUUAUAUAUAAUAAAAAAUUAUGUAAUUAAGGCGGCAGGGAAAUGUUCUAUUUUUCUAAUUUGUGUUUUUUUUGUUUUUGAUGAUAUUAUGUUGAUGAUUUCCAAUCUAGUUAGGAACCAUUCUUAUUUGUAUUUAAACCCCCUACAUCGAUGA
Messenger RNA from Paramecium octaurelia, 326 nucleotides. Lineage: Eukaryota; Ciliophora; Oligohymenophorea; Peniculida; Parameciidae. The record is from the annotation of a GenBank genome assembly.